UCCGUUUUUCCUUUUGAGGUACGGAACCCUAAAAACUAUUAAUUUAACCCAUUAACGUGGUUAAGUACUAAAUUAGGUAAUAAUUAAGAAAAUGAUUGUUCGAUUUCAACAUCAGACGUCGAAAAGUUAUAAUGUCUACCAGAACGUAUUUUUUGUUACUUCUUAUAAUAAUGUGCUCUACCAAUUUUGUUAGUGCAAGGAAGAAAAAAUCUGCAAAGCCAUAUAAUGAGACCAAGCCGAGCUCGAAAUACGACAAUCCUAACUUCAUCCGGGAUAGAUAUCAUGAUGAAAUAUGGAAGCCAAUAAUGAAUGAGUCUUGGGUGAACCGUUUCAAGAAGCCCUUCAAUCCAGUGUGGAUGGAUUACUGCGACCCCUACCAUUGCAACGCCUACCACAAACCCGCGUGUGGCUUGAACAGAAGAACAAUGCGGUUCAAGUGGUUCCAAAGUAGAUGUCAUAUUCUGUUGAAUAAUUUGUGUGCCUACUAUCGAGGAGCUCUCAAAUAUGAUAUAGUGGAUACUCAACACUGCUUGAGAUACGUAAUGUUCUUACGUGUCGGCUGUCCGACAGUCUGCCCCGACAUGUUGGACCCAAUCUGUGGCGUCAGUUCAGUAGACAACCAAGUCGCGAUUUUUAUGAAUAAAUGCACCAUGGAUCGGGCGAAUUGUAGACGCAGGUUUUCGGAUGUGCAAUACAUAACUGAAUCCAGUUUCAAAAGCACUCUCAGCCAAAGAGAAAGAAUAAAAAUACUAAGACACAAAAUAAAAGAAGAAAUACGUUCAAAAACUAAUAGGUCAAGUCUUAUAAGCCCUUUGGACAUUGAAGAUUCUUCAAUAGAAGAUUUAGAUUAUAAGUUAAACGAACGUUUACCGAUUACCCCCAUAAUCGAAAAUACAGUUAAAUACAAAUCUCGCGGGCUAACAACUGUCAAGUUUGACAGCAAAAUUGGCGGGAAAGCGGCCAUAGACAAAUCUCAAGAUGGCGGCGCAGGCAAAGAGAAUAAAACACUCGGCCAAUUACGUUCCCAAAAAAGGAUUCAGAAAAAAGUUCGCGUUAGAAAACCUUUAGAGAUUUUUUAUAGACGGAUUUAUAAUAAGGAACUGUUUGAGCAACAUUUGGAUUGGGUGCAUUGUCAAGAUAUUAUUACGCCAUUUCUCACUGGCGCCAUGGUUAAUUUAAGCAAUCUGAAAGCGAAGAGAACGAAUGAUCCUACUGUUGUACGGCUCAUCUCACUCCUUAAUGUGAACACGACGACCUAUGGCAGGGAUGAUGUGUACGCCAUUUUGUAUCAGAUCAGCCAACUAAAAUUACGCUUCUUUCAAUGGGACGUCUCUUCGAUAAAGAUGUUGUUUAACGUUAUCAUUAAACAGAAAAUUCACACAUUCGGCAGCCUAAAGAGGGGGUUACGCGAGCUGUUCAGCAAGUGGCAGCUGGACUUCAGCAACACCACCACGCUGCUGCGGCAAGCGAGGAUCUUCCGACCACCCUGUGUGUACACCGCUACUUUUGACGGUUCAACAAAAUCACCAAAAGUGACGAAAUAUCCGAAGAAAAACGAAAAACCUACGACGGUUUGUGAAUACGACGAAGAAGAUUGUAAAGAUUGAUAGAUUUAAUUUAUCAAUGGUUUUUGUUAUACAUACUUACUGAAAUAAAUAUAAUUCAUACCUCUAA
Molecule: messenger RNA, 1674 nt
Organism: Maniola jurtina (meadow brown)
Lineage: Eukaryota; Metazoa; Arthropoda; Insecta; Lepidoptera; Nymphalidae
Exons: 9
Coding region: 132-1607 (491 amino acids)
Molecular function (GO): protein binding
Source: RefSeq, a predicted model, not a curated record